This is a messenger RNA of Closterium sp. NIES-65, 633 nucleotides long. The record is from the annotation of a GenBank genome assembly. NCBI's taxonomy places the organism in Eukaryota, Viridiplantae, Streptophyta, Zygnematophyceae, Desmidiales, Closteriaceae.
AUGGGAGUGUCAUCACUUCUCGUUGGCGUCAAUAGCAGGAUCAAAGCCUCUUUGAUCUCAUCCCUGCGAUCCCCCUCGGGCGAUGUUAUCUCGGACCUUCCUGGCAUGUCCUCGCUGUGCACCUCCUUCUUCCAACAACUUUACAGUGGAUCUCAACAUGUCACCCCGGACCCUUCCUUCUGGUCUCAUGUUUCCCCUUCUCAAGUGUCUCAAGACGUGUCCUCCCGUCUCUCCCUCCCUUUCUCCCUUGUUGAAGUCUCUAAGGCAAUCUCUUCGCUUCCUAAAGGCAAGACCCCCGGGCCGGAUGGCCUUUCUGAUGAGCUUUUCCGCACUUUCCGCACCCACUUCACACCUGUUCUUCACUCCUUGUUCCUCGGGUCCCAAGAUAGCCUCCCCCCUUCCAUGCUGCAGGGCCGGACAGUGCUCAUCCCAAAAAAAACCGAUGCCACCGUAGUUGACAACCUACGACCUAUCACACUCAUGAACACCGACUAUAAAGUACUGGCGAUCUGCUUGGCAAACCGAGUGCAGCCUCUACUUCCCUCCCUCAUCAAUCAUUCCCAGACUGCCUUCAUCAAAUCUAGAAAAAUCGGCGACACUCUCAAUGACACCUUAUGUGAAAAUCGGUGUUAG